AUGGCUGACCGUCGCGCAUCCGAGGGCGAGACUCGCAAAUCCGAGGGCGAGACUCGCAAGUCUGAGGCGGGCAGGGCACUGGGUCUUGCGGAGCCGAUCCAACACGAGCGGGCUGUCGAGAAACCGGAAGUAUCUGAGAAGGAGGACAAUGAUAUUCCGCUUCCGCUGCCGCACACGACCAGAAGUGCCAAGGACUCCCAGCGCGAAGCCAAAUUCUCGAGCUACAGCCAGGGAUCGAUCACCCGAGCCUCCAAGGCGCUGAUUGCCCAGCUCAGAGGCAAGAGCGAAGAUGAAGAGACUGAGAAACUGAUAUCCACCAAGAAGCCCAAGAAGGGCGCGUCGGCAAACAUAUCCCCCAAGGUUAUCCAGAAGGCGGCCGAGAUUACGGAGCAUCUCAAGAACACCGAGGAGUUGGCAAAGUCGCUGCGAUCGCAGGUCCACCGUGAGAAGCCAUCGAGAUCCGGGGGACUGUCGCAAGCUGCCGCAGAGGAGGCCUUGGAGAAGUUUGGGCCCAACUCCAUCACGCCACCCAAGCCCAAACCCUUUAUCAUCAAGUUCCUAGAAUGCCUCGCAAAUCUCUUCAACAUCCUCCUCGUGGCAGCAGGCGGAGGCAACAUCGUUAUGUAUUUGCUCAACACGGACGAGAACACUGUGAAUUUCUAUAUUGGAAUCAUCCUGAUGGUGGUGUCGAUCUUGAAUGCCGGAAUCGAGCUCUACGAACUUCACAAAAUAUCGACAAUCCUCAAGUCAUUCUCGUCUAUGGUCGAGCCAAGCGCCACGAUUCAGCGCGACGGAAAGAAGCAGAGCGUGCGAACCGAAGAUUUGGUCCCGGGCGAUGUGCUUCAUCUCGGCUUUGGCGACAAGGUGCCGGCGGAUUGUGUACUCUUUUGGGCCAGUGACUUUCGGGUCGACAACUCUUCCAUCACAGGGGAGUCUGAUCCACAAGAGCGGCUGUCGACCGUAUCCGAGGCCGGCACGCUUCCGCUGGAUGCCGUGAAUCUUGUGUUCAGCGGUACCGUUGUAAUUUCAGGCGAAGCAUACGGCAUUGUCAUUCGAACUGGGGACCAAACCGUGAUCGGACAGAUAGCCGGCCUAACAAAGAUUGGAAAGAAACGCAAGUCCCCCCUGACCGACGAGAUCCAGCGAUUCUGCAAAAUGAUAUCGGUGCUGGCGAGCAUGACGGCCAUUGUGUUCUUCGUCGCCUGCCUGGCCCAGGGCCGCAGCUUCGACUAUGCGUUGCAGUUUGCCAUCGGCAUCUUGGUGGCCUGGAUUCCACAGGGGCUGCCAGUGACGGUGACGAUGCUCCUGACGAUCGCCGGCAGGAGGAUGGCGGAGCAGAAGGUCUUGGUCAAGGACUUGACCGGUGUCGAGACUCUAGGGUCGAUCACGAUGCUGGCCACCGACAAGACUGGCACCCUCACAAAGAACCAAAUGGAGGUCGCCAACAUCUGGACCAACAACUACAUGUGGUAUGCCGGCUCGGGUGGAGCCAACGACUGCCCCUUGGGCGAGCGCAUCCUCAAGAUGGAUGCCAGCGGCAUCGUGCCGAUGCUGCAUAUCGUUUCGACCUGCACAAGGGCCAAGUAUCGCUCGGCAACGAAAUCCAACGAAGAAACUGUCGAGGUUGGUGAUGCUACCGAUCUCGGUCUCCUGAGAUACGCAGCCUCUCGCCUCCUGAACUUCAACAAGCUCAAGGACCUGUACCCCAAGAUGUUUGAGAUCCCCUUCAGCUCCGACACCAAGAUGCAUCUCUCGAUCCACCGCAAGUCCCACAAGGAAGGUGGCCUGACCCUCUUUGUAAAGGGAGCCCCCGAGCGAGUCUUGGCGAUUUGCAGCCACAUCCUCAUCGAUAACAAAAGCAUCCCCUUGGACGAAAAGUACAAGAGCUCCUUUGAUGCGGCAUACCUUCACAUGGCGUCUAAGGGCCACCGCGUCCUCGCAUGCGCACAGCUGUUGCUCCCUGGCAUCAAGUAUCCGGACAACUACAUAUUUUGCAACGAAAAGCGCAACUGGCCAAUGGACAGCUUGUGUUUCGUUGGCUUGAUCAGUCUCGAGGAUCCACCCAAGCAUGGCGUCCGAGAAGCAAUUGGGCAGAUGCGCACGGCAGGAAUUAAGGUUGUUAUGAUCACGGGCGAUCAUCCGCUCACAGCCGAGACAAUCGGACGCCGGAUCAAUCUCGUAACGGGCGAUACUCGCGAGUCGUUGGCCAAAGAGCGCGGCUGCUCGGUCCGCGAGAUUGACGAUUCCGAGUACGACUCGAUCGUGGUGCACGGCCAAGAUAUUCGAAACUUUGACGACCACCAGUGGGAGAAGAUCUUCAGCAAGGAUGAGAUCAUCUUUGCGCGCACGAGUCCUCAGCAAAAGCUGGAGAUUGUCACGCGGGCCCAAGCGCUGGGCCACAUCGUGGGCGUGACGGGCGACGGAGUCAACGACGCAUCCGCCCUCAAGAAAGCGGACCUCGGCAUUGCCAUGAACAAGACGGGAUCGGACAUUUCCAAGGAAGUCUCUGGCAUGAUCUUGCUGGACGACAACUUUGCAUCGAUCGUGACGGGGAUCCGCGAAGGACGACUCAUCUUCAUGAACUUGAAAAAGUGCAUCACCUACUCGCUCACACACAUCAUGCCCGAAGUCAUCCCGUAUCUUGUCUACGUCCUCGUGCCGCUGCCUCUGGCGCUGAUGGCGCCGCAGAUCCUUGCCGUCGAUCUGGGCUUUGAGAUCUUCACGUCGCUGAGCUUCGCCUGGGAAGUCCCCGAGAACCCUGAGAUCCUGAUGAAGAUGGCGCCGCGACGACCAGUGUCGACGCUCUGCUCGGCUUCUACCGUCUACGAAGGACACCACGACAUUGAGAACCCCGACGACGACGAUCGUGUGGACGCCAACGCCAAGCUGCAGUCUAGAUGGCGAGGAUACGUCGAAGAGGCGCGCGAGAUCCUUACCAAGCCUCGAUACCACAUGGAUGCUCUGCGCGAAUGGAUGGAGAUCUUGCGAAAGCCGACGGGCGAGCGACUCGUGGACCUGGAAGUCCUCUGCUGGUCCUACGUCGAAGGCGGGUUUCUAGAGUGCGGCGGGGCAUUUCUAGCGUACGCGCUGGUGUUUUAUGAGUACUUUGGGAUAUCCCUCCACGAUGCUCGCGUGGCCCAGAAGACCGGAAUGUACUUCAAGCCGCAUUCGCCCAACAUGCAACUGGAGAACGGAUCGAGUUUGCCGAGCGACGUCCAAACCCAGGCACUCCGACAGGCACAGUCGGCGUAUUAUCUGUCGGUGCUCAUCAUCCAGAUCUGGAAUCUCUUUGCGUGCAAGGCUCGACUCCGUAUACCGUUCGGCAAGUUCAUGUUUGAGAACCCCAAGACUUGGUUGGCAGUCGUGUUUGGAACGUCGUUCGCGUUCUUUAUUGUCUACGUUCCGUUUAUGAACACGGUGUUCCUGACAUCGUCGCAGCUGGAUCCAAUGAUCUUGGGAGUCCCGAUGGCGUUCGGGGCGUUCAUCUUUGGGUACUCGGUGGCGCGCCGACUGGUACUCCAGAAAAUCAAUCCCGAGAAAUUCAACCCGGAGCUGGGCAGGCUCAACAUGGCGACCUCUGAAUGGUCGCUGGGACCAUCCGUAGAUGCAGGGACUGCCAAAGCGAUUCCGCUCCCCAAGGCCUGAGCAGGCCAAUGGAGUGGUCGUGUCGAUGGGGCGGUCAUGUCUGUGGAAUAGUAGCAUGUCGAAGGCAAUGGUGCAGUUCCCCUCAGCGCGCCAGAUCGGUGCCCAGGGUUCCAUGGCCAUGCAUGUGUCCGGC
Messenger RNA from Polychytrium aggregatum, 3778 nucleotides. RefSeq lists its product as uncharacterized. Gene Ontology annotation, cellular component: membrane. Gene Ontology annotation, biological process: potassium ion import across plasma membrane; sodium ion export across plasma membrane; proton transmembrane transport. The transcript has 16 exons. Lineage: Eukaryota; Fungi; Chytridiomycota; Chytridiomycetes; Polychytriales. Bases 1 to 3645 code for a protein of 1214 amino acids. Gene Ontology annotation, molecular function: ATP binding; P-type sodium:potassium-exchanging transporter activity; ATP hydrolysis activity. The record is from RefSeq and is a predicted model, not a curated record.